Messenger RNA from Fusarium vanettenii 77-13-4, 2397 nucleotides. RefSeq lists its product as uncharacterized. The transcript is spliced from 3 exons. The record is from RefSeq and is a predicted model, not a curated record. Gene Ontology annotation, biological process: carbohydrate metabolic process. Bases 1 to 2397 code for a protein of 798 amino acids. NCBI's taxonomy places the organism in Eukaryota, Fungi, Ascomycota, Sordariomycetes, Hypocreales, Nectriaceae.
AUGGAUAAACCACCCAUCGACUCAAAAUGGAUAUGGCACCCAGAAUGGGUCGACAGCGCAAAAGACUCGGCAGGAGGCUUUGUCCAUUUUCGCAAAGAACUCACGCUUGACCGUGUCCCUAGCGAGCCCGUCAUUGUCCAGAUCACAGCGGACACAAAGUAUCAGCUCUACAUCAACGGACGUCUCGUCAUCUUUGGCCCUGUCAAAGGAGACGAGCACAUGUGGUUCUACGAUGAACUUGACAUUGGUUCAUACCUCAAACCGGGUCUUAACACCCUCUCCAUCCAGGUUCUUCGUCUGUACCACGGUACUUCCUACGGCACAAGCUUCCCCAGGAUGCCAUUUCCUGGGCUGUUAGUGCGAAGAGCAGGCGACGCAGGCCUUCAUGAAGUUCAACUCGACACGGAUGACACAUGGCUUGUCGCCAUUGACGCUUCUCGGAAGCUUCGCAUCGACCAAAAAGAAGACGACUUUUUACACGUUUACGAAGACGCCGCGAUUAUUCCCAGGCAUGAUCUUGAUUGGGUAGCUGCACAGGUUCUCGAUCUCCCCAAGUCUCAUGGCAUCGGUCCUCCUUGGAUGCUGCAUCCCCGAAUGAUUCCCUUGCCACGUAUCACUCCCGCGGGUUUCAAAAAGGUGCACAAUCUUCGGAGCUCAGUAUCCCAGCAAGAAUGGGAAGACCUCCUCUUGAAUCCUCAUGCCGGUGUUCCAACCCUCCGUCUACCAGCAGGUACGACACAUCACAUCGAGCUCGAGGCAGAUCACCACCUGACGGCGUAUAUCGAGUUUUGCUUUAAACGUCCUACGGUAUCCGGCAGCGAGCUUCAAAUCACCUACGCCGAGUGCUAUGAAGAUGAACCUGAGAUGGUCCCCUACGUUCGCCGCAAAGGCAAUCGCCUUGAUACGACCAAGAAGCUCUACGGACCACAGGAUCGAUACCAUACCACGAGCCCAGAGACUAAAGAGAAUUUCCGUCCAUUUCACUUUCGAACUUUCCGUAUCUUGGCCCUGGAUAUACAAGUCAACGCUGAAAGCGACCUCAUCAUGACUGGAGUGCACGUCGACAGAACACACUAUCCACUGGAUGUCACUGGAGAGGUCGAAAUCCCUGGCACAGCUUAUGAGCAGCUUUGGUCCACCAGCGUCCGUACCCUCACCAACUGCAUGCACGAUUGCUACGAGGAUUGCCCCUUUUACGAGCAGUUGCAGUAUGCAAUGGACGUACGAAGCUCGUGUCUCUUCACGUACUAUGCUUCCGGAGACGAUCGCAUGGCUCGUCAGGCCAUUCUCCAGCUACAUAGCUCGUACCGCGCUCAUCUGGGAUUGCUAGCAAGCCGCAGCCCGGCCUCGCAGCUCCAGAUAAUCCCACACUUUUCGCUAUUCUGGAUUCUCACGCUUGUGGAUCACUUUGAACACUUUGGGGACAUUGAAUUCACCCGCAAGCUGAUCCCUGUCUGUGAUGGAAUCCUCGAAUAUUUUGCGGGGCGUGUCGAUCCUGAGCUGGGCCUCGUAUCAUCAAAGACUCUAUUCUGGGACUUUGUGGACUGGACGCCUGAGUGGGCGCCGAUGGGUAUCCCCCCAGCAGCCGCACAAACAGGAUACCAGACGUUCACAAACUCACUCUAUGCCCAUACCAUGCAAAGAUUGGUGCCCGUAGUCAAGGCCAUCGGGAGACAAGGCCCUGCUGGGGAACUUGAAGCUCGGGCAGAUACCAUCGUCGGAGCCAUCAAGCAGCACUGUCGACUCGGCGAGGUAUUCACCGAUGGACUCGCCUCUUCGGCUGAUGUCACCCGAGACUUUAGUCAACACAACCAAAUAUGGGCCGUUUUAUGCGGAGCCGCGACAGGAGACUAUGCACGCAAGUUGCUGAGGCAGUCUCUGCCAAUGGCACAGUCCAAGCCCUCUUUGACCAAACCGUCACAAGCCAUGUCGUUCUACCUGCUUCGUGCUCUCUCGACGGCAGGUGGCAACUUGUACGACGACGUCUUUCACGACAUGUGGCAACCAUGGUUAAAUCAGCUAUCCCUCAACUUGACGACAUGGUGCGAAGAUGAGGUGACGGUACGAUCCGACUGUCACGCAUGGAGCUGUGUACCUCUGUACGAACUCAUGGCUGAAGUUGCAGGCAUCCGACCAGCCGAGCCAGGCUGGAGCUCGGUGUCGUUUCGGCCGAGGACGGGGCUCUUCCCCUCAUUCAAGGCCAAAGUCCCGCUUGGUGGCAAGUUGGCGCCCGGAACGGCGCACGUUGCGUGGAAACGGUCCGAGGGUUGGGACAAGGCGUCGGUGUCGUUGCGUCUUGAGACGGAGGCUGCCGUUGAUGGUGUUCCUAUUCAUGUGACGUAUCUGGAUGGACGUCAGGAGACCAAGUUUGGACUGGAACUUGACUUUACCCUGUAA